Cyprinus carpio (common carp) is the source of this 2330-nucleotide messenger RNA. Its product is annotated as SH3 and cysteine-rich domain-containing protein 2-like. Bases 287 to 1426 code for a protein of 379 amino acids. The transcript has 12 exons. The record is from RefSeq and is a predicted model, not a curated record. Gene Ontology annotation, biological process: positive regulation of protein localization to plasma membrane; skeletal muscle contraction; positive regulation of voltage-gated calcium channel activity. Gene Ontology annotation, cellular component: extrinsic component of cytoplasmic side of plasma membrane. Lineage: Eukaryota; Metazoa; Chordata; Actinopteri; Cypriniformes; Cyprinidae. Gene Ontology annotation, molecular function: protein binding.
UAUAGCCUACGAUGCGACCCAGAAUCUGUCCCACCCAAAUUCAGGAUACUGGUUACUGGGUAGACUUUUGCUUUCCAAGAGCUUUUUAGGGGGUUACAGUUUAGCCCCAGUCUUAUCGAUCUAGCCUACAGAAAUAUAAAUGUAUCAAUAUCUUUCUGAAUUAUUUCUCAUCACAGAGAGAUUGGUAAUGGCUUCAGCCGAAAGUAUAAGAAUAGCUGGUAGGAGUGGUCUGAAGAAAACUGGAUCAUGUAUUUAAAGGCGACUAAGUGUUGGGCGCGGAUCGUGGAUGAGUUGCAGCGGCACAGAGCGCGAGAUGCGGACCGCAGACUCCGGAACUCCCGCGGAGAAGCUGCUGCGUCUGAAACGCUCGCUCACAUUUAUGCGGAGUAAAAGUGUGGAGAACUUCUUCCAGCGUUCUCAGAGCGAUGCUUACCUACCAAAAGAGCUCCUCUCUGGUGUCCUGCCUUCUUCCCCGCGCCUGUUUACGGGGCCUGCACCUGGUAACAGCAGUGCUGUUUUGCCUUCCCCCAGCAUCAGCUCUAGACCUGCUCCAUUUUGUGUGCAGCCGCGACCAGCACAAACACACUCCUUCCUCGAGCAUGUGUUCCGUCGACCCACCAGCUGCAGUCUGUGCAAGCUCAUUAUUGCAGGUAACUCUAAACAGGGACUGCGCUGUAGAACAUGUAAGAUGGGAGCUCAUCUUUGGUGUGUCUCUGAAUUUACAGAGAAACCAUGCCAAGGAAAGUCUGGGAUGUUCAAGAGAAACUUAAGCACACCUGUACUGACCAAUGAUCAGUUAUAUGCUGUAAAGACACAGGAGUCAAAAGCUCAGCUGGACCCUGUGUAUGCUACACUCCGCUUUGGAACUUCUCUGGCCAACACCAGCCGAUCUAGCUUUGGGAGUUUCUAUGAAUCUCCGAGCCAAAGCCUGGAUGAAGAGGAUGGUCAGCAGAAGGAAGAGUGUGUGUCCACUGAGGGGGAGGAACUGACUGAAAACCAAAUUACAGAUGUCUCACUUUCUGAGAAUGUCAACUCUGAACUGGAUGAGAUCUCCAAGGUUCCUAAAGUUCACCCCAUUCACACUUACGUGGCACUUUACAAGUUCCUCCCUCAAGAGCAAAAUGACUUAGAAUUACAUCCUGGUGACAGAGUUAUGGUGAUUGAUGACUCUAAUGAAGAAUGGUGGAAGGGAAAAUGUGGUGAUAAAGUUGGAUUAUUCCCAGCUAAUUUUGUGCAGCGAGUGCGUCCAGGUGAACGUGUCUGGAAGGUGACGCAAAGUGUCCAUGGCAACAAAGACCUGGGCCACCUGGCUGUUAAAGAGGCUCAGAUUUGUGUGGGUAAAAAUGAAGAAACGGGUGGCUUUCUAAAGCUAAGCAGCGGUAAGAAGAGAGGUCUGGUCCCGACUGAUUCACUGGAGGAGAUAUAACAGCUGACAGAGUUGAACACAGUCAUGAACAACAUUUAUCAUGAUACAGCAACAUCAGUUACCACAUAAACCAGUUGUAUUAUGUUAAAUGUAUACACAAAUAUUAGUUGCAUUAAAGAGCCAUGGUUUGUUCAACCUGAUUGGAUCCUCAUAAUUUAUGUUUCUCUACCAUCAUGCUCAUGUUUCUUUGUUUUCUUGGGGAAAUUAUUAUUAUUAUUAUUUAUUUUUUUUGUUAUUCGGGGAAAGUGAUAUGUUGUUGGCAUAUAUAUAAUUCCUAGUGCAUAGUGAAAUAGACAUUUAACAACUCCUGGGGUCAGUUGCAUAAACUGUAUAGACUAGUCUUAAAAAGUUAGUCAUCUAAUUUUUUGCUUCAAGACUGGUCAUAACUUUUUUAAUUCAGUUAUGAAAAGGUAGAUUGGUCUUAUUUAUAUGGGAAAAGUAAAACUGAUUACCCCUUGGCAACUGCUAGUUGGCCAAACUAAUACUUAAGACACAGUCUUAACAUGGUGGCUAAGUCUAUGCAACUGGCCCCUGGAGAAGAUUAAGGGUUAAUCUGAAAAACAGAACUACUCUGCUUUUUCAAAACAAAAACGAUACAACUUCUAUUAGAAUACUAACAAUAAACACUUUAAUAAUGGUUUUAAUUAAUAAAAAAGUAUACAAAAAGGAUAUUAAGAACUGAUAUGGUGAAAAUGUUAUCUGUGUCCUCUUUUAAAAAGGGUUAUGUGUUCAUACAAUUAUGAAAGAAAACUAUGUCUGUUCCAUGUAAUAUACUGUAUACCUAUUAAAACAAUUUAAUGUUAAAAUUUUCAGUAUUUUAUUAUACAGACUAAAUGAGUUGCUUGCUGUUUUAUAAGAUGUGGUUAUAAAACAUGGCUUGCUUAGCAAAACAAAUAAAUAUUAA